Selaginella moellendorffii is the source of this 1062-nucleotide messenger RNA. RefSeq names its product SUMO-activating enzyme subunit 1B-1. Lineage: Eukaryota; Viridiplantae; Streptophyta; Lycopodiopsida; Selaginellales; Selaginellaceae. The coding region runs from base 30 to 986 and encodes 318 amino acids. Gene Ontology annotation, cellular component: cytoplasm; SUMO activating enzyme complex. The transcript is spliced from 10 exons. Gene Ontology annotation, molecular function: SUMO activating enzyme activity. Gene Ontology annotation, biological process: protein sumoylation. The record is from RefSeq and is a predicted model, not a curated record.
UAGGGCUUUUCUAGGGUUCUUGAAAAGCUAUGGAGGAGGAGGCUGCAUUGACGGAGCAGGAGACGGCCGUGUACGAUCGCCAGAUUCGUGUGUGGGGCGUCCAGGCGCAGAGAAGGCUGAGCAAAUCUCGAGUGCUUGUGGCUGGAUUGACUGGUGUCACAGCGGAGGCAUGCAAGAAUCUGGUCCUAGCGGGAAUUGGAAGCCUCGUUGUGCUGGACGACAGGCCGGCCGUGUUUGAUCCUUGUUCUUCCACAUUUCUGGUGUGCCAUGACCACAACGCUUCCACUGACGAGAACAAGUCCGUUGCCGAGGUCUGUGCUGCCGCUCUUCGAGAUUUCAACCCAAUGGUCGACGUCACGAGUGCUCAAGGCACUUCAGUGAUGGAUGUGGAUAACUACGACGUUGUCAUCCUCAACCGUGCCGCUAUCAAAGACAAGAGGAGAAUUAAUGAGCUGUGUCGCAGAUCGGCUCACAAAGUUUCCUUCUACACUGUCGACUGCAUUGGUUCGCGGGGGGAAAUCUUUGUCGAUUUGCAGACCCAUACUUACACUUCCAAGGCUGCGGCGGAUGCUGCCGAGAGUUGCGAGCUUACAAAGAAGUUCCCAAGCUUUGAGGACGUAUCAAGCGUUCCGUGGAACUGCCUUCCAAAGAGGAUAAGUAAGCUCUUCUUUGCAAUGCGAGUCCUCGAAGAAUUUGUUCAGGCGACGGGACGGCAAGCCGGCCCCGAAAAUCUUCCGGAGCUGCUCGCGUUGCGAACGCAAAUGUGCAGCAAACAGGGCGUGGCCGACUCGUUGAUCCCGGAAAGCCUUCUCGCGGGGCUGGCUGGCGCGGACGGCACGGAGUUUCCACCGGUGUCUGCGAUUCUGGGAGGCAUCCUCGGCCAGGAAGUGGUCAAGGCUCUGUCUGGCAAAGGAGAUCCUUUGCGAAGCUUCUUCUACUUCGACACUGACGACGGCAAAGGAAUCAUCGAGGAGAUAAUCAGUUAGAUCGAUUACACGCACACCCAUUUGUUUAGGGUUGGGGUACCUCUUUGGAUCCUGGCAAGGCAUGUAGUCACGAUUC